Messenger RNA from Dipodomys ordii (Ord's kangaroo rat), 3462 nucleotides. It is a transcript of the gene Casd1, whose product is annotated as CAS1 domain containing 1. Lineage: Eukaryota; Metazoa; Chordata; Mammalia; Rodentia; Heteromyidae. Gene Ontology annotation, cellular component: Golgi membrane. The coding region runs from base 74 to 2257 and encodes 727 amino acids. The record is from RefSeq and is a predicted model, not a curated record. Gene Ontology annotation, molecular function: N-acetylneuraminate 9-O-acetyltransferase activity. The transcript is spliced from 17 exons.
CAGUGAUUCAUGUGAAUACCUUCUCUCAAGUGGCAGAUUCCUUGGAGAAAAAGUUUGGCAGCCUCACAGUUGUAUGAUGCAUAAAUACAAAAUCAAUGAAGCAAAGAACUGCCUUGUAGAUAAACACAUUGCAUUUAUUGGAGAUUCCAGAAUUCGUCAAUUGUUUUAUUCUUUUGUAAAAAUAAUUAAUCCCCAGUUCAAAGAAGAAGGAAAUAAGCAUGAAAACAUUCCUUUUGAAGAUAAGAUUGCUUCAGUUAAAGUGGAUUUUCUAUGGCAUCCAGAAGUUAAUGGGUCUAUGAAACAGUGUAUCAAAGUGUGGACUGAGGGUUCUGUUGCAAAACCCCAUGUGAUUGUAGCAGGAGCAGCCACAUGGUCCAUCAAGAUUCACAAUGGUAGCAGUGAAGCACUUUCUCAGUAUAAAAUGAACAUUACCUCCAUAGCACCACUUUUGGAAAAAUUGGCCAAGACCAGUGAUGUUUAUUGGGUUUUACAAGAUCCUGUUUAUGAAGAUCUAUUAAGUGAAAAUAGGAAAAUGAUCACUAAUGAGAAGAUAGAUGCAUACAAUGAAGCUGCAGUCAGUAUUUUGAAUAGUAGCACCAGAAAUUCUAAGUCAAAUGUUAAGAUGUUUAGCGUUUCCAAAUUAAUUGCUCAAGAAACAAUUAUGGAAUCUUUGGAUGGCUUACAUCUUCCUGAAUCAAGCAGAGAGACGAGUGCCAUGAUUCUUAUGAAUGUGUAUUGCAAUAAGAUUUUGAAGCCUGUAGAUGGUUCCUGUUGUCAACCUCAGCCUCCUCUUACUCUCAUACAGAAGCUAGCUGCUUGUUUCUUCACGUUAUCUAUUAUUGGAUAUUUGAUUUUUUACAUUAUUCAUCGUAAUGCUCAUCGGAAGAAUAAGCCUUGUACUGAUUUGGAAAGUGGAGAGGAAAAGAAAAAUAUUAUCAAUACCCCUGUGUCUCCAUUAGAAAUACUUUUACAGUCUUUCUGCAAACUUGGCCUAAUUAUGGCUUAUUUCUAUAUGUGUGACCGUGCAAAUCUGUUUAUGAAGGAAAACAAAUUUUAUACUCAUUCAUCUUUCUUUAUUCCCAUUAUCUAUAUAUUGGUUUUGGGAAUAUUUUACAAUGAAAAUACAAAAGAGACUAAAGUAUUAAAUAGAGAACAAACAGAUGAAUGGAAAGGCUGGAUGCAACUUGUGAUUUUAAUUUAUCAUAUCUCUGGAGCAAGUACAUUUUUGCCUGUGUACAUGCAUAUUCGAGUGCUGGUUGCUGCAUAUCUGUUUCAGACAGGGUAUGGACAUUUCUCAUAUUUUUGGAUCAAAGGCGACUUUGGAAUCCAUAGAGUAUGUCAGGUCUUAUUUCGUCUCAAUUUCCUGGUAGUAGUGUUAUGUAUAGUAAUGGAUCGACCUUAUCAAUUCUAUUACUUUGUCCCCUUGGUCACUGUAUGGUUUAUGGUCAUAUAUGUUACUUUAGCACUAUGGCCCCAAAUAAUUCAAAAAAAAGCAAAUGGAAAUUGUUUCUGGCAUUUUGGCUUACUGUUGAAGCUAGCCUUUUUGCUGUUGUGCAUUUGUUUUUUGGCAUAUUCUCAGGGUGCAUUUGAGAAGAUCUUUUCUCUCUGGCCUUUGUCUAAGUGUUUUGAGCUGAAUGGGAAUGUGUAUGAAUGGUGGUUCAGAUGGAGGUUGGACCGUUACGUAGUUUUUCAUGGAAUGCUGUUUGCUUUCAUUUAUUUGGCUUUACAGAAACGUCAAGUACUUUCUGAAGGAAAGGGCGAACCUCUUUUUUCAAGCAAAAUUUCAAAUGUUUUGUUGUUUAUUUCAGUAGUUUCUUUCUUGACUUACUCCAUUUGGGCUAGCAGUUGUAAAAACAAAGCAGAGUGUAAUGAACUCCACCCGUCUGUUUCUGUGGUACAGAUUUUAGCUUUUAUUCUAAUAAGGAACAUCCCUGGAUAUGCCCGUUCAGUUUACAGUUCAUUUUUUGCUUGGUUUGGAAAAAUUUCACUAGAGCUAUUUAUUUGCCAAUACCACAUAUGGCUGGCAGCGGACACCAGGGGUAUCUUGGUUCUCAUCCCUGGAAACCCUGUGCUCAACAUCAUUGUCAGCACAUUCAUCUUUGUUUGUGUAGCACAUGAAAUUUCUCAGAUCACUAAUGAUCUUGCACAUAUUUUUAUUCCUAAAGAUAACUCAUCUCUCUUGAAAAGAUUAGCAUGUAUAGCUGCUUUUUUUUGUGGACUACUCUUCUUAUCAUCCAUUCAAGAAGCAAGACAUUAGGUUCCUCAAAUCAUUAAAAAAAACAAAACUUAAAUGUUUCAGGUUUAUUUUAUUACUUUAUAUCUGCCUAGAGGAGAAGAGCAUCUGUCUGGAUCAAUAUAAACAUGUAUGGGAAGAAGGUACCAUGUCUAUUGAGCAUGUGUGGUUGUAUAUAUAAGCAAUGUAUAUAUCCAACAUGAAAUACUAAGAAUGCACCAUAUAGGAUUGCAUGUAAAGCUUUUUCUACUGGUUCUCUAUUUCCAUUUAUAACUGAUAUUAAGUUAACCUAUGAAGUCAGGGAAAUGAUUACCUUUCCAGUAAACAGUAUGGAUAAUUUUAUUAGCUUAGUGACACCACUGAGUGUUUUGAUAUUUACUAAAUUCGUGGUAAAAGACUCUACCUAAACUCAUGUGGAACUUACUAUUUCCGUGAAAAUAUUUUUACUCAAGAAUGACUUGCAGUAUUGUUUUCUUACCAUAUGUGCAAUGAUGUGGAAUGAUAUGCCUUUAAUUUAUAUGUAUUCAUGUUCUGAUAUUCUGUGUUUCCUGAUGUGAUUUUCUCUUUACUGUGGAUUUCAGGUACAUAAAAGCCUAAAUCUUUGUAUACUUAGUCUCUCACAGAGUUGUUCUGAGGCUCCAUGACAGGGUUUUGUCAUUGUUAUUGUUGUCAUUGAUUCUUUUUAUAAAAAGGCCAAACAUUUACCUGUUUGUUUUCCUUAAUCUAUACCAGUGUAAUGUCAGUUAGUCUUUGGAUCCAUUUGAUAUGUUUUCUUCCCACUAAUUAAUUUUUGUAUAUUAUUUCCAAUGUUUGGAAAGUUCUUUGUAGCCAUUUUGGUAUUUCCUAUGAUCCUCUCCUAUUUUUAAACAAUAUUUAUCAAUCUAAGCAUAUAAAGUGUAAUUAAGAGUCAAGUGGUGAUUGAGAUGAAUGGCCAUAGUAGAAUUGUUAAGUAAACUGGUGACUUUGGGCAAUAAAUGUGUGCAUCUUUGUUUUUGUUUUUUUUAUAAGCUAACUGUUAGAGGUAUACAUUUAUUUAUCUGUUGUACAGAUUUGAUUAUGAUUUUUAAUGUUUGAAAGGUUGCACUUAUUUGCUUUUACUAUGUGUGAGGUGAAAUAUAUUUUCUUUUCACAAUAUGUGAAAAUAUGGAAUAAUUUAAACAGCAAAUAAACAUUCUGUGGAUGCUUAUUUUUGUAUUGGAAAGUGUCAAUUAAACUGUGUGUGUUUCUUU